Camelus dromedarius (Arabian camel) is the source of this 1359-nucleotide messenger RNA. It is a transcript of the gene MCUB, whose product is annotated as mitochondrial calcium uniporter dominant negative subunit beta. Gene Ontology annotation, molecular function: calcium channel inhibitor activity. The record is from RefSeq and is a predicted model, not a curated record. Bases 203 to 1219 code for a protein of 338 amino acids. Gene Ontology annotation, cellular component: uniplex complex; mitochondrial inner membrane. NCBI's taxonomy places the organism in Eukaryota, Metazoa, Chordata, Mammalia, Artiodactyla, Camelidae. Gene Ontology annotation, biological process: mitochondrial calcium ion homeostasis; calcium import into the mitochondrion. The transcript is spliced from 10 exons.
CUGGCCGUGGCGCGUGAGGCUGCUGCCGACCCCCAGGACCCUAGGCCGAGCGUAUCCGCGGCCGCCGAUGCCCCAGUUGCAUUGAUCAGGUCCCUGCACAUCCAGAUCUCCCGUGAAAAGGGAUCUGCUGCAGAGCUUCUGUCACUCAGGGGAGCAGUCACUUCCACGUCCACCACAACAGAGUGUGCAAUAGCCUGGAAUUAUGUGCUUGCUAAAGAAAUCCGGGACCCCUGCCUUACUCUUCAUUUGGAAACAGAGCCCACUGCUCCCUGCAGGUGUGGGCACAGCACACGGUAACCUGAGCCAGAUUUUGUGUGUGAAACUGUGUGGAAAUCUGAAAUACUAUCAAUCAAAUCUGUAUAGUACAGUGGUGCCACCUGAUGAAAUCACAGUUAAUUAUAGACAUGGUCUUCCCUUGAUAACACUUACUUUGCCAUCCAGAAAAGAGCGCUGUCAGUUUGUAGUGAAACCAAUGUUAUCAACAGUUGGUUCAUUUCUUCAGGACCUACAAAAUGAAGACAAAGGUAUCAAAACUGCUGCCAUCUUCACAGCAGAUGGCAGUGAAAUUGCAGCUUCAACCUUGAUGGAAGUUUUGCUAAUGAAUGAUUUUAAACUUGUCAUUAAUAAAAUAACAUAUGAUGUGCAGUGCCCCAAGAAAGAAAAGCUGAGUCGUGAGCAAACUACUGAGAUGGAAAACAUGAAAUCCUUGGUUCACAGACUGUUCACAGCCUUGCAUUUAGAAGAGUUUCAGAAAAAGAGAGAGCACCAUCUACUGGAGAAAAUCGACUACCUGAAGGGACAGCUGCAGCCCCUCGAACAGAUGAAAGCCAAAAUAGAAGAUCGUUCAGAAGCCAAAACCAGUGGACUCCUGUGGGCUGGGUUAGCAGUGCUGUCCGUCCAGGGCGGGGCAAUGGCCUGGCUCACCUGGUGGGUGUACUCCUGGGAUAUCAUGGAACCAGUCACCUACUUCAUCACAUUUGCAAAUUCUAUGGUCUUCUUUGCAUACUUUAUAGUCACUCGACAGGAUUAUACUUACUCAGCUGUUAAGAGUAGGCAGUUUCUUCACUUCUUCCAUAAGAAAUCAAAGCAACAGCACUUCGAUGUAGUGCAGUACAACCAGUUAAAAGAAGACCUUGCUAAGGCUACAGAAGCCCUGAGACGGGUGCGCCACUCUCUCUAUUUGCAGAUGCCAGUAGAGGAACUCAAUGAAAAGAAGUGAUCUUCCAUUUUUAAAUGUCAGUGAAUUUUUGCAUUGUGUUCAUUUGCAACUUAGAAACUGGAACUUUCUGAGUCCUGUAGUUCAUGUGAAUUUGACUAUUUCAGUCUCUUUUGUUAAUAAAAAAAAAUGCCUGCAAAACA